This is a messenger RNA of Didymosphaeria variabile, 807 nucleotides long. RefSeq lists its product as uncharacterized. The transcript has 4 exons. The record is from RefSeq and is a predicted model, not a curated record. The coding region runs from base 1 to 807 and encodes 268 amino acids. Gene Ontology annotation, biological process: mycotoxin biosynthetic process. NCBI's taxonomy places the organism in Eukaryota, Fungi, Ascomycota, Dothideomycetes, Pleosporales, Didymosphaeriaceae.
AUGGAGUUCAUUAAAAAGAACCAGCAGUACAAGGAAGUUUCAUAUUCAGAGCGAGAGGAAGAGGAGUACUUGUCCAGCACCGAAGUCGAGUCCCAGCAUGGCGCCGACGAGAAACAAUCAACCAUCACAAAGACUGAGCGGCGGAGACGGUCAAGACCACGACGAUCGAGGACGAGUCUGUUCGUAGCGGAGUUCCGUCGCUUUCGCUGGCUUGUCGAUUUUGUACUCUUGAUUGUCAACAUUUCCUUGUCCGUGGUCCUCUUGCGGGGUUUCAAUCAGGAGAAUGCAACUAGCACGAUGCAGGUCGGAAGCAAUUUCGACGGGACGGGACCUGACUUUCCAACCAAAAUAGUCAAGUUCGAGGCUGACCCGGCGUUCGUGCCCAACGACACAACCGAGUUCUUCUCAGCAGCAACGCUCGAACAAUGGAACACGAUGAUGCCCGUCGGCACAGGUUGGGGUGCCGAAACAACAGAAACUUUCUUCACGACCUCCAUGACGCACCAACUCCAUUGCCUCUUUAUGAUGGGCCGCAUCUACGCCGCAUUUACUGGAGGCAUGACUGAAAAGCUCCCGAGCGACUACCACACCCAUUACCUGCAUUGUAUAGAUUAUCUGCGCCAGGGCAUCAUGUGCUCUGCGGAUUUGACGAUGGAGCCGCAUGAGCAGACGGAUCCGGAUGAUAAUGGCCCGAAAGAUGGGAGCUGGAACGGGCAUCAUGUAUGCAAGGAUUACGGGCAUGUCAUCCCGUAUCUAGAGGAACAAAUCGGUGAGGGCAUACGGAAGGUGUUGCCCAUCGACGACUAG